This is a messenger RNA of Huiozyma naganishii CBS 8797, 1365 nucleotides long. RefSeq lists its product as uncharacterized. Gene Ontology annotation, cellular component: nucleus; Dbf4-dependent protein kinase complex. Gene Ontology annotation, biological process: regulation of cell cycle phase transition; positive regulation of nuclear cell cycle DNA replication. The record is from RefSeq and is a predicted model, not a curated record. Bases 1 to 1365 code for a protein of 454 amino acids. Gene Ontology annotation, molecular function: protein serine/threonine kinase activator activity; nucleic acid binding; zinc ion binding. Lineage: Eukaryota; Fungi; Ascomycota; Saccharomycetes; Saccharomycetales; Saccharomycetaceae. The transcript has a single exon.
AUGGAUGGGGAACUAGAUGAACAAGUGGUCGAUAUACUGAGAGCAAAUAAAUCAAUUGAGGACUUCAUUAAAUCGGGAAAGUCUUCCCAGUUGAUCUGUGAAGGUGACACAAUUUUGGAAGGUUCUAUCUCCAAUGACUCGUUCAAGACAAAAACCAAAUGGGACUCGCUCAUUGAAUGGCAAAGAGAAUGGAGGGGCAAGUUGAGAGACAGGAGAACAAACCUUGUACAUCUAAACGAAAACGUACCCAAGAAGACACCAUUGACAGUGAAAAAAAAUUACGCUAAACAGAGACUGAUCUACAAGAAGAAAUUUCAAAAAUUCGGAGCCGAGGUCGUGCCAACUUUCCACUCCAAAGUCAACUUUCUCGUUCUAAAUACUGAUGCAGAUACGAAACCCAUUAUCAAAAACCCAACAGUGAAGAUUUGGAAUUUGGACAAAACUUCACGAUUUUUCCAAAGGCUAGAGAUAGACGCGAAAAAAAUGGCAACUGCCGAGGAAGACGAGAUAGGGGAAAGAAACUCUGAUGUCCAAUAUUUCGAUAAAGACCCACAUGUUUACCUUUACGACAUUCUGCAGGAUUACAGACCCUUGAUAUGUCUACGGUGGACGAUCGAGGAGCUUAAUUCCAAAGACGACUUACCGUAUCCAACUCUAACAUCUUUGGGGAGUUACGGAGCUUGCCCAUUCAAUCGACGAAAUAAAUCUAGUGAGACAAAUCACAACACGGUUAGGAAAAGAUACUUGAGGGAUGCCUUCAACAAAAAGUAUGCGCGGAAACUGAAAAUUCUGUACCAGAAGCAAGCAAAACCGGCAGAGUCCCUGUUGCCGGCGCAUUAUGACGAAGUUGCUUGUUUAGAAAUACCCCACAACAGUCGUGAUUCUAGCAAACUAUUCAAUGAGUUAGAGUCUCGCAUGCUGAAGAGAAGGCAGUCUUCGAAUUUCAAGUUUAUGAGUUUCACUGAGAGAGAUGAUGGGAUGGUUCGCAUGAAAGCUGAUACUGGAGUCACAAGAGAUGAAUUAGCGGAUAUAUACGAGGAAGACGACUCCGAUGAUGACCGUUACACAAAUAGCACUUCCGAAACUGAGGCUGGUAGUGAUGAGAAGCCACUAUCCUCGUCAUGCAACUUCCAAACGAGAACAGAUUUGGUAAAUGGAGUUAAUGCAAGCAUACACACCAUUUCAGACACCAAAUGUGUUGAACUCUCCUCGGCACCGAAAGAAUACAACUAUUGUGAAAACUGUUCUAUGAAAUAUAACGAUUUGAAAGAACAUAGAAACACUGUAUCGCAUACAGAAUUUUCCAAUGAUAAUUCCAAAUUCGCUGUACUAGAUGCAUUUUUGAGUCGGUUCGUUAAAAGUUGA